Messenger RNA from Racocetra persica, 153 nucleotides. The record is from the annotation of a GenBank genome assembly. Lineage: Eukaryota; Fungi; Glomeromycota; Glomeromycetes; Diversisporales; Gigasporaceae.
ACCAAUACCAAUUUAGAACCUGAAAAUAUGGAAGCUUAUACCAAACCGGAGCCCAAAAAUGCAGAAGCCAAUGCUCAGGAUAAUAUCACUAACCAAUCAUUAAACGAUAGCCAAGGCUACCAAAAUGUUUAUGAAGAAAUUUCUAGUGAUUAA